Messenger RNA from Patella vulgata (common limpet), 6975 nucleotides. RefSeq lists its product as uncharacterized. The coding region runs from base 1332 to 5825 and encodes 1497 amino acids. Gene Ontology annotation, molecular function: calcium ion binding. Gene Ontology annotation, cellular component: plasma membrane. NCBI's taxonomy places the organism in Eukaryota, Metazoa, Mollusca, Gastropoda, Patellidae. The record is from RefSeq and is a predicted model, not a curated record. Gene Ontology annotation, biological process: homophilic cell-cell adhesion. The transcript has 33 exons.
UUGCAUCAACUUUUCAAGUCGAUUCUACAUCAGGACAGGUUACUCUAGCCGCUGUAUUAAACUAUGAUCAACAAACAUCACAUGAAGUUAAAAUUCUAGCUUCUGAUGGUGGUAGUCCAAGUUUGAGUUCUACAUCAACAAUACAAGUUACUGUGGCUGAGACCAAUGAACCCCCGGUGUGUCCGGUCAGUACAUCAGUAACUUUACCAGAAGCCUCUACUGUAGGAACAACUGUAUCAACCAUUACUUGUACCGACGCCGACACAGGAGCAAACGGGCAGAUUUCCUAUCAAAUCGACGCUACCAACGCUGCUGUGGUUGUAUCAACUUUUCAAGUCGAUUCUACAUCAGGACAGGUUACUCUAGCCGCUGUAUUAAACUAUGAUCAACAAACAUCACAUGAAGUUAAAAUUAUAGCUUCUGAUGGUGGUAGUCCAAGUUUGAGUUCUACAUCAACAAUACAAGUUACUGUGGCUGAGACCAAUGAACCCCCGAAUUGUCCUUCCAGUACUUUGACUACAGGUGUAGAAGAAUCCACCACUGUAGGGACUGCUGUUCUUACUGUGAGCUGUACAGAUUCUAAUUCCGGCGCUAAUGGUCAAGUUUCUUAUACAAUAGAUGGUACAAGCACAUUUGAAGUUGGAUCAACAUCAGGAAUUAUUACACUAAAGUCUGUACUAAAUUAUGAUCAACAAACAUCUCAUCAAUUUAAGAUUAUAGCUGCUGAUGGUGGUAGUCCUAGUCUCAGUUCUACAUUAAAUAUAGAUAUUAGUGUUGUGAAGACUAAUGAAGCCCCGGUGUGUCCGGUCAGUACAUCAGUAACUUUACCAGAAGCCUCUACUGUAGGAACAACUGUAUCAACCAUUACUUGUACCGACGCCGACACAGGAGCAAACGGGCAGAUUUCCUAUCAAAUCGACGCUACCAACGCUGCUGUGGUUGUAUCAACAUUUCAAGUCGAUUCUACAUCAGGACAGGUUACUCUAGCAGCUGUAUUAAACUAUGAUCAACAAACAUCCCAUGAAGUUAAAAUUCUAGCAACUGAUGGUGGUAGUCCAAGUUUGAGUUCUACAUCAACAAUACAAGUUACUGUCCAGCGAGCUGUGGUUAAUGCUGCGCCACCAACAUGUACACCAGCAAUUUCUGUAAACAUAACGGUGACAGAACCCAUAGACACGUUGAUAGCAGAUUUGAAUUGCUCUGAUCCGGACCCAGGAGAUUCCGUAACUUUAAGCUUUCAAAGUGGCAACACGGAUACACAGUUCAAAAUAAGUGGAGGAAAUAUUCUGUUAGCUAAAACCUUUACAGAGCAAGUUACAUAUAAAUAUGUGAUGGUCAUCCUUGCUACUGACACCAACAGCGAGACGGCAACAGUUUCACUGACGGUAGAGGUUGUUAAUGUAAAUAACAACCCACCUGUAAUCACUGGAUUACCAACAACUGCUAUCAACGUCCUGGAAUCAGAUCCCAUAGGAAAACUCAUAACAACAUGUACACAUUCCGACCUAGACCCUAGCAACACUUUAGCUGGACAAACCAGAGUUGGCAUUUCUAAACCAUUUGGAGCUGCAGCCCGGAAAUGGGUGAUAGACAGUCAAUCAUGUGAGCUAUACAUCAACACAUUAUUGGAUUAUGAAACUACUAAAGAGUAUAAAGUGGAUAUAUUAGUCUGGGACCUGGAUCCUCACAAUCCACGAACGACAACUCAACAAAUAACCAUUAAUGUUCAAGAUGUGAAUGAUAAUCCACCGAGUUGUACGGAAUAUUUAUUGGUUGCGCCGACGUUGUCAACAACGACGAUAGGUGCGUCAAUAACUAACAUCAACUGUUCAGAUCCAGAUGUUGGUAACAGCGGCCUGGUGUCAUUCCAACUCGACGUUUCAAACAGUGCUACUGUUAUCAAUCUCUUUGAUGUCGAUAAUACUGGAAAACUAACGCUGAAGUCAGCAAUAACCGGUACCAUGCCAUUCUAUGAAGUACUGAUUAGAGUCCAAGAUGCUGGUUCACCAAGUCUAUUUACUCUAGUUUUGAUACGAGUUGUCAUUACUGACGUACCACAAGAUGGCGUACAACCAGAUAGUGCUUUCACAGGAGUAUUACCGCCACCAUCACCUGAACUACCUACUCCUUUAGAUACCAGAAAUAAACCUGCUUUACCUCCAACAGGAGCUGCCAACAUACCAGUCUGUGCCUUGUAUGGUUUAAAUAUUGUUAUACCAGAAACUACGGCAGUUGGUGAGACAUUGUAUAAUUUAGGAUGUACUGAUCCAGAUGGCGACACUUUAACCUAUUCUAUAGAUAAAGGAGAUGGCUACAGUAAAUUCGAUGUUUCUACCGGAUCACUGAAAGUCAUAAAAGAAUUUAACGCGGAUUUUACAUUUAAAUUUUCGCUGUAUAUCACAGUCACCGACGACAGUCCUAGUAAAUUAAGUACGAUGAUUAUCAUUGGCCUGUUUGUCACCAAUGCUAACGAUAAUACACCAGUCAUAAAGAAUCUACCAUCCAUUAUUGAAGUCAGUGAAGCGAAACCAUUCGGUGCUGUGAUCAACAAAUGUAUUAUAAAUGACAAGGACAACAAACAUGGCGACCUACCGGGACAAACUCGGGUCGGAUUGGCUAAUCCAAAUGACGCUGUAACGAAGAAUUUCCUGAUAGACAGUGUAUCGUGUAAUCUCUACGUUAAUACUGAACUGGACUUCGAGACUACACCUAGUUAUGUAUUAACUCUGCUUGCCUGGGAUCUUGAUCAAACCGUCCCAAAAACUGCUACCAGUACGUUUACCGUAAUUGUAACAGAUGCCAACGAUAACGCACCGGUUUGUCAAGCAACAUAUCCCGCCACUCUCGCAGAAGACGCCGCCAUCGACACCCUUGUGAAAACUGUUGUGUGUACUGAUGCCGAUACCGGGGAUAACCAGAAAGUGUAUUUUAAAAUGGACGAAAGUAACACGGCUCUGGUGAAGGCAAGUUUUGAUGUAAGUGGCACGAGGGGUGAUGUAACACUACAGGCUAGUUUAGAUUACGAAACGCAGACUUCCCACGAGGUUAAAAUUAUCGCGUACGAUGGUGGUAGUCCAAGUCUCAGUUUUACAUCAACUAUACAAGUUACUGUAACGGACGUGAAUGACGGAACAGCAACACAGACAUAUUCCGCUCCUACAUACACGUCUAAACCGGAUGUGGUGGUCAAUCUCGAACAACUGGGUCCUGGUGGAGCAGCCAGUUAUAAGUUUACUUGUGCUUUCCCCCUGGAUACAAAUCCUCUCCACUACCUGGUCAAGUGGUUUAUUGAUGGUUACCCAGUCUAUUCAACUCCCAGGAUACCCAAUACAGCAGAUGUUCAGGAUCUGACGAAACUAACAGAGGCUAAGCUAGCGGAGCUUGGGGUCACAACUGUCGGGUUCAGUAUCAAGUGUGAAUUCCGUGCCAGUUUUGAUAUCAAUUCGUUUUUAGGUGGCAAUUCAACCAGUGAUGACAAAUUCAUCGGAAUCAAGGUAUUGACUAAGACCGUUAAUAUUAAACAAGGAGAAGAAGGUGUUAUACAGAUCCAGGCUACAGCACCUAUUGGUUGUCAGACUGGUGGAUGUAGCUAUCCUCUAUAUACUUAUAUAGAACAGAAUGGAUUUGGCUGUUCUCUAAAAACAUCACCCACAGAAUCAUGUGGCGUCAAUAUACCAGCCGCUAGCUACAGUGAUGUUUAUGAAGUCAAGGUGAAAGGGGGGAUAACCUAUCAAUACGGCCGUGGAAUUUCAACAUCGAUCCUCAAGCUACGUGCACCGGAAGUAUUCGCUGAUCAUCCUAUCUGGUCUAAUUAUGUCCUGGAUGACGUCACGGUGAAUAUUGAACAGAACACGGCCUUGAUUGAAGGCUCGAAAUGUGCAGCCUUCGUUGAUCCUCGAAUUGUGACCUUUGAUAGAGGAUUACUAGAUUUACAAGUUAUGGGAACUUACACUCUAUAUAAGCGUGGGGAUCAAGAGAUUCAGAUCCAGACGUAUCAAUGUGAUGCUGAUCUUAGUGCAUGGUGUGUAUGUGGUGUAGCUAUACGUGCUGGUCGAGAUGUUUAUCUCAUGAACAAAUGUGGACUGGAAUUCCAUGACCUCAGAUACUCAUACUGUGAAGAGACUUCCAGUGAUGUGCUCAAAGUUGAAAAAUUUGAAACCUUGUAUCAGGUAUAUCUACCCACCGGUACACGAGUCAAGGUGUUUAUGAGACCAGAUAAUAUGAACGUAUUUAUUUAUCCUUCUGUCAUGGAUAUUGGUGUAUCACGUGGUUUGUGUGGUAAUUUGUCUGGUAACUCUAAAGAUGAUCUCAUUCUUAGAAAUGGAGUCCAAUCUGUGGAAACAGUCUCGCGUGCCAGAUUUGAACCCGCUCCUGCUUUCUUCAACUCAUGGAGCGUCUCAGCAGGUGACAGUUUAUUCGCAGAGAACUAUGGCAGUCUGACUGGUUACACGGGAGGAGCGUUCGCCUAUAAUCCCGACUCUUACCAAUGUCAACCACUAACUACCCCCGUGACAGGACAAACUGGUCCUGUCAGUAGUACAGCUUGUAAUCUAUUCUCUAACGUUAACCGGGUUGUCAGGGACGAACUGUAUAUUCCCGUCGAGAAAAGGAAUUGCGGGUCUGGUGGUAGUGCGCGAAAAAAGAGAUCGGCACCAAUUUAUACUGGCGAGGAGAAUAGUGAAAAGAUAACGUUGUCCAGGCGUAAACGGAAUGUGGAGUGGAAGAAUGGCUGGACACUCGAAUCUACUGAGAAAUAUUGUAAUGAGCUGUUUAAUACGUCGUCUAUGGUGUCCCUAUGUAAAGAUCUUUCAUUGGUUGAUGUAUAUAGUGCUAAGGUUGCAUGUAUCAUGGAUAUUCAGUUAACUGGCAACAACACGUUCUCUCUAGCUGCCAUGAGCAGUAUCAGAAGUCAGUGUGUCCAUGAACUCAACUCUAAUGAAACGUUCUUUGUUCCUGCUAUCCCGGGUCAACCACCUAUUUAUGACCUCAUCUCUGCUGUCACGUGUCCAGGAGAAUGUACUCAGCAAGGUUCCUGUAUUGAUGGUAUUUGUGAGUGUUAUGGAGGAUUUGGUGGUGUUGACUGUUCGGUUGAUAUUCGUACCAAACCGCUACUGGUCAAACUCCACAAUGGUGGCCAUUGUGAUUUAAAGGGAGACAAUUGUACGGAAGUAACAGCUUUUGGUGAAACUUUUGUUCAAACACCCAAAACCAGUUGUAAAGCCACAUAUUUUGAGAAAAGAGAAACGGGUGAAAUGGAAAUAUCAGUGGGCGUGGCUACCGCACCGUACCUAGAGAGUAUCAGCGAAGCUGUUUGUCAAGUACCGGAGCGACCAGCUCUAUCGUCUAAACCUAAUCCCCACGAGUUUAUCACUGGUUAUUUGAUCUCGUUCAGUAAUGAUGGUAGCACCUACAGUAAACCUAACUAUAUGGCCAUAUAUAACUCAGAUUGUCAACAAUGUGAUGUCACAUCUGAUGGUGUAAAUUGUACUUUCAAGACACCUUCAUGCAUAUCUGGUGGCCAGUGUUAUAGUGAUGGAGCUGAAUAUCAACACAAUUCAUGCUAUACUUGUGCAGCUAACAUCACCCACCGAGCAUGGGUGCGCAAAGAUCUUGAAGAAUGUGAAGAGGAAGAAGAGGAGUCCAUGUUGUGGGUUAUUGGAGCUGUAGCUGGUGUUCUUAUAUCUGUCGCUUUAAUGGCGGUUAUUAUAUAUCUCAUCAAAAGAAAGAACAAGAUUUCAGCAUCAAGAACAUUACUUGAUCCAGAAGGAAAGUCAGCCGGGAAUUACAAAAAAACAGACGCUUUUGAACACAAAACAGCUAUUUAAAUGUAUUAUUUAAUAAGUAGUCUAAUUAGUCGUGUAUUUUAAUUUGUGUGUUUUAUUCCGCAAGUGCCAUGAAAACUAUAUAUCUUCAAUCCUAUCCUUCCACUCGUUCGCCUACCGUUAGUGGUCAGUUGGUCACUAUAGCAUGUGAUGUGUUUCAAUCUUUGUGUUUUAUUCCGCAAGUGCCAUAACAAUGUAUAUUUUCCAUAUUGUGCUUUUUACUCGUCGAUCACGUAUAUUUAACCCCUUCUCUUAAAGUUGCAUUAUGUAAUAUUGAGCUGGUCGUACUUGCUAUAAAAGUUUAAAAAGAGAUAAUGAAAAAUCAAUAUAUUGUAAAUGUCAAUCCAAUUACUUUAUUUUGAAUAAGUUGUGAUUGUUAAGUACCACUCCUACGAUAAUAAACAAAUUCUCACUUAUCCAUUUUUACCGUAAAUUAUCAAAUGGCGCAGGAGUUCUAAUCCAUUCAAUAUCCAGGCCAUCAAAUGAGCUGAGUUGAGUAUUGGCUUGUCGUGUGAAGAAAUGUCUAAUUAAUAAUUUUAUGACAUUUGAAGCCUUAAAAAGAACCUGCAAUAGGCAAAUUUAACUCUUACAUAAUGCACCUUUAAGCUCAAUAUCAAUUUUGCACCUAUUCAAAAACACAAAUUUUAAUGUGUAGCCUACCCAGCUCGCCGACGAGGUUUUUUAUUACGUCCCCUUUUAUAUACACAUUUAAAAUACCCCUGCUUUGUAGUAUUUUUUUUAUCCCAACCUGUGUAAAUAAUAUUAGUAUUCAACUAGUGAAUUUAUAAUAUUUAAUUCAUUGAAUGUGUUCAUAAAUAGUCUAGAUUUAAUUUGACUUUUUACAAACUGCAGCUGUUAAGAUUUUAAAUUUAAACCCUGAAUAUUUUUUUUUUUUGAAAAAAAGAUUAAAAACAACCCCACAAUUUCAUUUUAUUAAUUUUUUAAAAAAAACCCCCAACCUUUCUAUGUAGGCCUAUGUAAAAAAUGUUAACAAAAUUCAAUUCGGAAAUAGACAACAGACCCGCUUUAUGAAUUUGUAUUUUUUUUUUACCCGGUUUCUAAAUAUUGGUUUAAUGCCAUAAAACCACUACAGAUUUAUCACUCGCAUCUAGCUUUUGUUUUAUAAACUGCUAAUAAAAAAUAAGUUUAGUUA